This is a messenger RNA of Dendrobium catenatum, 2655 nucleotides long. Its product is annotated as protein root UVB sensitive 1, chloroplastic. Lineage: Eukaryota; Viridiplantae; Streptophyta; Magnoliopsida; Asparagales; Orchidaceae. The transcript has 7 exons. The record is from RefSeq and is a predicted model, not a curated record. The coding region runs from base 428 to 2278 and encodes 616 amino acids. Gene Ontology annotation, biological process: developmental process; response to UV-B. Gene Ontology annotation, cellular component: chloroplast envelope.
AGAUUAUUUCUGAAACUCAAUUUUCUUCAAAAGUUUUGAACGAGUAAAAACUUCUCCGCCUUCUUCGACGACUGUGGGGUCGGAAGUCACGACAGGUCGCGGUUCUUCAGUUGGAUCGGAAGUAACGAAGAGACGGGAGGGAACUCGCUCGUUGCGAAGAUAAGCAGUCUCCCUUUCGCACGCUUCUUCGGCCAAAUCCCCUUAAUCCGAUGGGAUUCAUUUUCCCUCGCGCCAUGAAUGCGUUAAAUCCGCCGAACCGAAGGAUUUCGUAUAUCUGGGAAUUUUCCUUCAACGGCGGCUUACAUUUACCGUGAGUUUUCGUUUUGCAUUUUUGGCCGAUUGGCCGGAUUUAGCUCAAUUCCGCCUCAAAUCCAGCCUAAAUCCUCCAUCCAAACAGUCCCCCGUUGUUGCUUGUGGGUCCUGGGGCAUGAUUAUUGGACAGUAUCAUAAGGUGCCGCUUCUGCCGCAGUCUUCUUAUCUUCGACUUCAGUCAAAAUGCUCGGGAUCUUUCUAUUCCUUCAACUUAACUUGCUGCAUGCCUUAUCAAUCUCUAAUCUCCACAACCCAAAACCCUCCGCCGUCCAUUUACUCCAGUCUUCACACAUGCUCGUCGCCUUCCCCACUCGUGGAGAUCGGCAUACUCGACAACGCUGGAUGUAGCAUCUCCGGGAACGGCGGGAAUCGAAAUGGGAACAAGAACAACCCUAGGUCUUGGUGGUGGUGGUGGAAUGAGAACCCUUACCCGUUUCAACCGGAUGAUUUGAAGAAUCAAUGCAUCAGAGUUUCUGCAACGCUCCUUGCCUUCUUGUGGUGCGCCUAUCAUGCGCUCCCCACAGCUGUAGCCUUUGCCUCAGCUACGAUGACUCCUUGCAACGGCGCGACUGUGUGCGAGGUAAAAGGCGGCAAGUGGACGAGGCUGUCACCCGAUUCAUCGUGCGAUUCCUUUGUUGUAGAGGGCCGAGAGCGAGGCUUAAACACCUCUUUUAGCUUGCUAGGUCCAGGAGUUGGCGUUGAUAUCUUUUGGCAGCGAUGCCAAGAUCUCUUCUUUAGAUUGAUGCUGCCGGAGGGAUACCCGAACAGUGUCAGUGCUGACUAUAUCGAAUAUUCUCUCUGGCGAGCGGCCCAGGGAAUUGCCAGUCAAAUCAGCGGCGUUCUUUCAACUCAGGCUUUGCUCUAUGCUGUUGGAUUGGGAAAAGGUGCAAUUCCUUCUGCUGCUGCGGUCAAUUGGGUACUAAAGGAUGGCAUUGGGUACUUAAGCAAAAUAUUGUUAUCAAAAUAUGGUCGUCAUUUUGAUGAAAACCCUAAGGGAUGGAGGUUGUUUGCAGACCUACUAGAGAAUGUCGCCUAUGGAUUGGAGAUACUGACCCCUGCUUUUCCUCAAACAUUUGUUUUGAUUGGGGCAGUUGCAGGGGCUGCACGUUCUGCUGCUGCUUUGAUACAGGCGGCUACAAGAAGUUGCUUCUAUGCAGGUUUCGCAGUGCAUAGGAAUUUUGCAGAGGUUAUUGCAAAGGGUGAAGCCCAAGGAAUGGUAAGCAAGUUUCUUGGCAUCAUGCUUGGGAUAACCUUGGCUAACUGCAUUGGUUCUUCCACGCCAAUGGUUCUUGCUUCUUUUGCUGCUGUAACUGCAGUCCACAUGUAUUGCAAUAUUAAAUCAUAUCAGUCAAUUCAACUGAGGACGCUGAAUAUUUAUCGUGCAAGUUUGGUUUUUAGUGAAUAUCUAUGGAGUGGGCAGGUUCCUUCUAUAAAGGAGGUCAACGAUGAAGAACCGUUCUUUAUUAAUCUACCAUAUAUCAAGAUAAAUACGCAUGAAGCUUCAUCCAAGGUUUUGUCCACUGAGGCCAUAGAUGCUGCGGGUAAUAUAUGCCGCAGACUUGAGCUGGGAUCUAAGCUUAGCGAUGCUAUUAGCAGAAAGGAAGAUGCAUUUGCUCUUUUUGAUCUGUUUAGAGAUGAGCGCUAUUUACUUUUAGAAGGAAAACAAAAGUUCCGUGUAAUACUUAAAGAAGACUCUUCACCAGAAGACAUGCUCAAAUCUCUCUUCCAUGUCAACUAUCUUUACUGGCUUGAGCAAAAUGUGGGAAUAGCACCGAAAAGCAUUGCUGAUGAGUGUACUUCAGGGGGUAGGCUGCAGAUUUCCUUAGAUUAUAUACAGAGGGAGUUCAUUUACAUCAGGCGUGAUGGUUUACAAUGUGGCUGGCUUACAGAUGGGUUGAUUGCAAGGCCCUUACCAAACAGAAUACUGCCAGGUUGUGAUGCCAACUCAAUUGUGCAUUCAAGUUGAUCGUUUAUACAAAAAUUUUUUUCCUCUGCUACUGGAGGGUUGAGACAAAAGCUAGAUCAAUUUGGUAUCCGUCAUUGCUGCGCCCUCAAAAUUCUUUUCUUGAUCAUGUCCACUCAAAAACUUAGUGCAGAAUGCUAAGCAACCUUAAUGUUUCUUGUGCGGCCGAUGUCCAGAAGGUUUUCACAGGUUUUACGUGCUUUGAAAUCUGGAAUCGCCUGAAUGGCUUCUCACUUUCUUGAGAUUUCAAUCAACGAUCAUAAUUGGUAUCUGGUAGCUGACGUGUUGUGGUUAGAUUAUACUUCAUACACAUUCAUACCGUGAUUAUUAUAUUAGUAUAUUACGUGCUUAGCAUUUGAUGUGAUGUUAUCUUUCCUAAA